This is a messenger RNA of Amorphotheca resinae ATCC 22711, 2457 nucleotides long. RefSeq lists its product as hypothetical. The transcript is spliced from 4 exons. NCBI's taxonomy places the organism in Eukaryota, Fungi, Ascomycota, Leotiomycetes, Helotiales, Amorphothecaceae. Bases 1 to 2457 code for a protein of 818 amino acids. Gene Ontology annotation, cellular component: nuclear cap binding complex; nucleus. Gene Ontology annotation, biological process: nuclear-transcribed mRNA catabolic process, nonsense-mediated decay; mRNA export from nucleus. The record is from RefSeq and is a predicted model, not a curated record. Gene Ontology annotation, molecular function: RNA cap binding; mRNA binding.
AUGGCCGACUACGAUCAAAGACCUCGUGGAGGUCGUGGGGGCUAUAAUAAUAGGAAAAGGAGAUACAGAGAUGAGGAUGACUACGAUCGCAGGCCAAUGCGUCGCCGCUAUGAAGAGCCAUUAGUAGUCAAAGUUCGCAGGCAGCUACUAUCCAUCGCCGAAUUGCCUCUAAAACCCGUCGAAGAUGAAGUCGUCUCAAUUGCCAGGACGGUUUGCGACAACAGUGACGACGAGGAGCUUCGGAAUGACUUCUACUCCCUGACGUUACAGCUGGUCAUCGAACAGCCAUUCAAGAUACCAUUUGUGGCGGCUGUCGUUUUGGUUAUGAAUACUAUACGACAAGACCUAGUGGGGGAGAUCCUGAACAGGGCUGCCGCAUUGACGAAUGAAGCCAUUGCGAAGGGCGAGUGGAGGGAAGUGAAGCUUCUCCUGAAGUUCCUAGGCUCGCUACAGGGCCUACUUACUGGAGAGGGUGUGUUCCCGGUUCUAGAGGAUAUUUUGGCCAAGGCCGUUGAUUUGCAGACUGAGAACAAUGAGGAGAAUCUUGGACCAGAGCUGGUCAAAAUCAUUCUCUUUACCAUCCCCUACAUCAUGGCUUCCUCGUCAACGGAUUCCCAGCAGAAGGCUGCCAGUAUGGUCCAAAACACGGAUAUUAUUGCUGGUGAACCACAUGUAUUGCAAAGUUUGGUUGAUCCAUAUCCUGGAAACGGAACGGCUGAAGCUACGGCUCCCAAUGGUGUGCUCAGCUUACUGCAAAAGCAACUGGAACAUGAAGCAGCUACUGGAUGGGAGUUGGCUUGUCUUCCUCGCCCAUGGAAAGUACUUCUUGAGUCUGGCCCAGAUACCCUUGCCUCUGCACCGAAGCACGAUCUCCCGGCGAUAACUAUCCCUGAUGUUGUGAAUGCUGGACCUAGGCCUCUGCUCCCCGAACUUUACUUCUCUGUCUACGCCAACCAAGACAUUGAGACCGUGCCGCCAACCACUGAUAUUGCAUCUUGCUUAUUACGAGAUUCGAUCGUUGACACCAUCAAUAUUCUGGACUACAAUAGAAUGGCGACUGCACGAUUUCUCAUCGACCUUGACUGCUAUUUCGCACCUGACACUUUCGUGAAGAGAGCUACCCCUUUCGAUAGAUUACGGGACAUUGAAGGCGACAGGUCAACAUGGAAGCCAGAAGAUGUUGCAGUUGAUGCCGUCUUUUCCCAGUUAUUCCAGCUUCCCAGUCCUGAACAUAAGCUUGUCUACUACCAUUCGGUAUUGACUGAAGCAUGCAAGAUCGCUCCUGCUGCAAUUGCUCCCAGUUUGGGACGUGCUAUUCGCUACUUGUACCGAAACGUGGAUUCGAUGGAUCUUGAAUUGAGCUACAGGUUCAUGGACUGGUUUUCUCAUCAUCUUAGUAACUUUGGAUUUACUUGGAAGUGGACAGAGUGGAUUGAUGAUGUCGCCCUUCCAAAUCUGGAUCCUAAGAAAGCUUUCAUACAAGGGGCUUUGGACAAGGAGAUUCGACUCAGUUUUGCUCAGCGUAUCAAAGGCACCUUGCCUGAACCUUAUCAGCAACUGAUUACGGAAGAAAAGGAGAAGGACACUCCAGAUUUCAAGUACAAUGACGACAGUAUUCCUUUCAGCCAGGAGGGCAAAGAGAUCCUGGCUCUCCUCCGUAAGAAGUCCCCAGAAGAUGCGAUACAGUCGGUCAUCGAUCGAAUCCACACCCAAGCAACAGACAUGAAUCUCCCUGACCCUCUUGUGCUCUCCACCGAUGCCUACAUGACCUCCAUCUGCUAUAUCGGCUCCAAAUCGCUCUCUCACGUCCUCUCCUGCAUCGAGCGUUGCAAAGAGCGCCUCCUUGCCAUCGGCCCCGCCUCUGAGCCUGCUAGAAAACAAAUUAUCGACUCUGUGAUGGACUACUGGAAGGAUCAACCAGGGAUCGGAGUCAACAUCGUGGAUAAGCUACUUAACUACACCAUCCUGAGCCCAACAAGCGUGAUCGAGUGGGCCUUGGCUAAGGAGGGCGGAAGACUGAGUGAGGCAUUUGUGUUCGAGAUGGUUUGCGCAACGGUCGGUAAAGUUACCGGACGAUUGAGACAGGUUGUACUAGCGAAGAACGCCAAGGGGCUGUUGCCAGAGCAGAAGAAGCUACUGGAGGAGACGGUCGAGAGGGAAAGGAAGAGCAUGAAGGAGUUGUUCCAGGUGAUGGAGGAUGCGCUGAUCGGAUGGGCGACGGGAUCCAAGGACGAGCAAGUAGAAAGCGGUGAUAUGGGGAGCGAGGACGCCAUGGUCAGACAAUGGGGCGAACGCUGGCUAAGGGUAUUCCGCAGGAAGCUUGCGGUUGAGGAGACCUGGUACUUGGAAGCUGAGAAGGAAAAGGUCGAGGACAAGGGGGAGGAGAUGCAGGUGGAAGCGGAUGGCCAAGGGGAUGGCAUGAAGAUUGACACUGAACCAUCUCAAGGGGCCGAAUAG